This is a messenger RNA of Chlorella variabilis, 735 nucleotides long. RefSeq lists its product as hypothetical. The transcript is spliced from 4 exons. The record is from RefSeq and is a predicted model, not a curated record. Lineage: Eukaryota; Viridiplantae; Chlorophyta; Trebouxiophyceae; Chlorellales; Chlorellaceae. The coding region runs from base 1 to 735 and encodes 244 amino acids.
AUGAGCACCAUCCCCGUCUGUGCAGUCCCCGAAGGCGCCGUGGUCGAGGUGGCUGCCAGCCCCUACCCCUACCCUCUGCCCGUGGAGCACACGGCACUGGUGAUGAUCGACUUCCAGCGCGACUUCAUGGAGGCGGGCGGCUUUGGGGAGACGCUGGGCAACAACGUGGCGCUGCUGCGCGCCUCCCUGGAGCCCGGCGCCCGGCUGCUGGCUGCUGCGCGCAAGGCGGGCAUGCUGGUGGUGCACACCCUGGAGGCUCACAAGCCCGACCUCUCAGACCUGCCUCGCUCCAAGCAGCUGCGCGGCAACCUGCCCCCAGAGCUGCGCAUCGGUGCAGAGGGCGCCAUGGGGCGCAUCCUCGUGGCUGGCGAGCCAGGCAACGGCAUUGUGCCAGAGGUGGCUCCCAUCGAGGGCGAGUGGCAGGUGCACAAGCCCGGCAAGGGCGCCUUCUGGGCCACCGGGCUGCACGAGAAGCUGCAGGCUCGCGGCAUCACCCACCUGCUGUUUGCGGGGGUCACCACCGAGGUGUGCGUGCAGACGAGCAUGCGGGAGGCCAACGACCGCGGCUACGAGUGCCUGCUGGUCACAGACGCCACAGGCAAGCCGAGCGCAGCCUACUUCCCGGAAUUCAAGGAGGCGGCGAUCAAGAUGAUUGAGGCCCAGGGCGGCAUCGUGGGCUGGACGGCAGACACGGCGGCGGUGGAGGCGGCGCUAACGGCGAUGCCGAAUCCCUGA